AUGCAGCCAUUUGCCAACCUGUAUUGGACUCCAGAUUACAUCAGUGGGUUGCGGAACCUACAAUCAUAUACAUAUGUCUCGUUGAAUCAACUACACGAUUUUCGAAAGUUGAUAUUCAAUUACUUGAAAUAUUUUCAUUCCAAUAGCGAAUACUUGAACAAAACCAGCAAUGAAUUGGCAUCAACGGAAUCAUUCAGUGGUAAAAUUGGUGAAAUUCCAAAGUACUAUUCAUGCAUUGAAAUGUUUAGGAACGAAAUGUUAGGAGAAUCAACGACCUUAUUGCAAUUGGCAUCUAGUAUUGACAAAUUUGUGCUUGAUGAUCUAACUAAUUAUCUCAAGCACCACGAGUCGAGUAUAAAGAAGGAAUUUAGCCGUUUGGAGGAGCUAUACGAGGAGUAUCUCACUUUAAGUCAAAAGAUGGAGAAAAGCAAAUCGAAAUAUUUCGAUGAAUUGAGAUUGAGGGAGGUAUCACAACCGCAAGUUAAUGAACAAGAGCGGCCGCAAGAUGGGGACGAUUACGACUACAGUGAUGACGAAUCUUAUUUUGAAGAAGAUUCACAGAACAGUAUACGACGUCAAAUAGAUGCUGAUUUAAAAUUCCCACUACAUGUUGGUACUGUAAUCUUUGAAACUAUUGAAGAAUUUCAAGUUAUUCUUGCACAGAUCAUUGCAGAGACUCCCACAGUCAAACGUAAAAUUCCUAUUCCAGGAUACAAGAACGAUUUAUUUGCCAGCGAGUCUCUCUGUGAAGCACUUAAUGAUCUACGAAUUAAAGGGUUAAAACCAACGAGGUCAAAUUUUGAAAAGUUUGGUCAGUCAUUAGUCACUCUAAAAUUGCUCAAUCCUACAAAUAUAUUCCAAAAACGGUUCAAAAGCGAAGGCGUCUGGUUUGAAUGGUCAGAUUUGGCAAUCCACGUAUCUCAAUUUCACGAAGAGUCAACGCCUUCCACUCCUGUUAAGCAGUUAACCCCUUCCAAUCGUAAAGUCUCAUCCCCUUCAUCAAGAUUCAUGAGUGAUAUGGCGGAGACGACAACUAGAUUCAAUAGUAUGUUCAACAAUGUUAAAAGUUCCAUCAUGAAAAAAAAUCACGAGGAAAUCGUUCUGGAUAUCAUUGAUCAAUAUAAUGAACAAAAUCUUGAACUACAAGAACUGGCAUACUUAUUACAAAAGGGCUUUUCAGAUUUGGUGCAAUACUUGGAGAAAUUCGAAACAACAAAAGUUCAGAUUAUCUAUAGCAGCUCAGCGAAGUUGCUGCAAAUUAUUCAAAAGUUUCACCUACAACAAUUUAAUCAAAUUCAGGCCUGUGGUAAAGGCAUUGCGGAGUUGAACAAGCAGCAAAACUAUGAGCAUGAUUUGUCUCUCCAUCUAGACAAACUGAGCACUGGUGUAUUAUUCCUGUUGACUACAGAAGCAGCGUUCUCCCCUCAAAGUUUAAAAUACCAAUUUGAUCUAUUUGAGGAUAUAUCGGCCCAAUUAUCCAUGGGUCAAGUAACUGGAGACUGUCCAGCAAGUAUUUUUUCAACACCUUUCAUGGUCCAUCGGCUUCGAGAAGUGAUUGAAAGUCACAAAGAUGAUGAUCUAAAGUCAAUUUGGUUGCAGUCAUUGGAUAUGCAAUCGGCAUGGAAAAUCAAGCAAGAUAUUACACACGUAAUUUCUCAGUGCUCCCUACCUACUGAUAAAACCGGGAAAGAACAAAAGGUACACAUAAUCAAUGAUGUGUUGAAGUACUUUGAAGAAAAGAAAGCUGGUGAUGCUAUCAUCUUCUUUAAAAGUUGGUUGUUGGAGCUCAAGGAUAGCGUGAUUCCAUUUACUGCAUUUGAUUCAGUGAUCAACUUGUAUGAUGGAGAGCAUACAGAUACCAGUUUGGUCAAAGUGCUCUCAUCAUUGCCAAGAUGUAACUUGGCUUGUUUGCUCUCAAUAACGGAGCACCUAAGUAAAAUUUUUGAGUUGGAUGUAUUUGAAAAUUAUGGCACUUCAGACAAGCUUUCUGAGAAACCUUCUAAAGACGCCAGUGAAUUACAGCUUGCUUCGAAGAAUUUGAACAAUAUGGAUGCCAUAGGUUCAAUACCAUUUGUACACUUGAUCAUGAGGCCAUCCUCAGUCAAAUAUAAAACUGGGUUCAAACCCCCUCUUGAUCAAUAUAUCCAAUUUCUUGGGGAGUUGCUAAAAGUAGAAACCAGGGCAGCCUUAUUUGAGAAGCUAAUUGAGCACGAGACAAAGUAUAAGCAAAAGAAGGAGUCUGAGUUAAAGGCGGGGUUGCAAAUUAAAAAAGUUCCCUUGAUUGAAGUGCCAACUAGUCGACACGAAAACGAACCCAGCGAUAAGAGUGAUGAGGGUUCAGUAACACCCACCAAACAGAAACAUUUUGCAGCUAAAGAUUUGAAAGCUCCGAACCCAAUCAAUGCAGACGCAUUUACUCUUCGACCAUUCAAGACUAAAACCACACCAUUGCCAUCUCCUAGAAAUUCCCCAAAGCAUGGUUUGAGAGAGAAUGGAGACGAAAACAGAUCUAGAAGCUCUUCUGUUUUGGGUGCAACAAUUGACGUUCAAUUCAAUUAA
Messenger RNA from Lodderomyces orthopsilosis Co 90-125, 2559 nucleotides. RefSeq lists its product as uncharacterized. The record is from RefSeq and is a predicted model, not a curated record. Bases 1 to 2559 code for a protein of 852 amino acids. Gene Ontology annotation, biological process: signal transduction. Lineage: Eukaryota; Fungi; Ascomycota; Pichiomycetes; Serinales; Debaryomycetaceae. The transcript has a single exon.